CAGCACGACGAAUCUACCUAGAUAGGUGUAAGAUGAGUACACUCAAUCCUUUAUCAGCACAGCGUCCAGUAUCCGAUCACCCAACACCCACUUUGGAAAUCUGAUGCUGUUCCGCUUUAAAUGGACUUCGGGCCAUGGGAAAUGCCAUCUCCAUGAUAUCACCAUAUUUAACUCCGUCGAUAAGAGGAUAAGACCCUUGCGUUAACGGUAUGUACGUACAAUACAGUGCUAGAAACGCAGAUGCUUUCCACCUUUCCAGAGUAAGACUGUGAAGAUUCAUUAACCAUAUUUUUCUCAUUUCUUAUCUCUAUUUGCAUCUCAUUCUUCGCUCUUCAUUUCCUCUAUCCCCUCCUCUGUCCUCUCCUCCCUCCCCGACCUCCACCUUCCGACAAAUGCGCUUCUCAUACCUCCGCUCUCUCCUUCGGCAUCCAUUACGCCAAACUUCCUCGACUUCCUCGACUUCCUCCUUCAAUCACAAUCCGAAAAAUACAUUAAGAGCUAUGUCGGGAUCUCUAAUAGGCGCGACCUUAUACGCUGCCACCAUCAGCAGUCCAACUGCUCUUGGCGCCGUACCAGAGAAUUCAAAAGCAAAAGCGCAUCAUCUAAAAAAUGGAAAAGGAUUUACGAAUCCGUGGGAUUCUUGGGUGGAGAUGAGUGCACCGGGUAUCGGUUUGGCUAUGUUACGGUAAGUGGGGGCUUCGAAGUUUGCAUAUACAUGUUCCAAGGGUUAUGGGAGGUUGUGGAUGUAAUUGUGGACAAAUAUAGGCUCAGUAUGAUUCACCGGGGAGCGCAAUGGUUCGCCAGGUGGUGGAAGAUGGAGGGGAGAAUCUUUCCAUGCUAAUGUUUCCAUUGUUUUCAUGUCAAUGUCACAUUGUUUUUGAUACCCUGGUGAUCUCAUUUUCAGAUAUUUCGCCUCCACGUCAACUCCACGUCAAUCGCCCUCGUAGGGCUAGUGAUGCAUCAUGGUAUGCACAUGAAGACAUAUAGGUUCAACUGAAUCUAUCGGGAAGCUAUUUAUUCACUAAUACUUCCGUAACUACGACUAACUCGGUGACCUCUUCAUAGGGCGAAACUAGCCGGCGAGUUCGGGAACCCUGACACAACUCCUCCAACUGUGCCUGUCGUGCAGCCGACCUUCCUGCCUACUCGUGCUACCCCUUCUCUUCGCGCAACUUGGCUCGGACACGCCUGCUACUACAUUGAAUUUCCCUCUGGUCUACGGGUACUCUUCGAUCCCGUCUUUGAGGAACGCUGCUCACCAUUUUCGUUCAUGGGCCCCAAACGCUACACACCUAUCCCUUGCAAAUUAUCUGAGAUUCCAAUCGUCGAUCUCGUGGUUAUAAGUCAUAGUCAUUAUGAUCACUUGAGCCAUCCGACGGUUAUGGAAAUACAUAAAAAUCAUCCGAAUGUGCAGUUCGCUGUAGGAUUGGGGCUUAAGAAAUGGUUUGAGGAGUGUGGGAUUAAAAAUUGUGUGGAGAUGGAUUGGUGGGAGGAUAUUGAUGUUACUUUAUCCCCUAUCACGGGGGAAAAGCGCAUAUCCACUUCCUCGAAAAAUUCCUCAAAAAGCUCUCCACCACUUUCUCCUCCCUCUUCCUCGCCAACAUCCGCAUCCCCAAUAACAGCCCGCAUAAGCUGUCUCCCAUCCCAACAUACGUCAGCACGCACAGCCUUCGACAAAGGCCACACACUCUGGUGUUCGUGGGCCGUCUCCUCUGGCUCCGGUGACAACUCAAAAUCUGUCUGGUUUGGCGGUGACACCGGUUAUCGAGCAGUUCCGCAGGUCUCCAAGGGUACUGAUGAUUACGGGCCUGAGUAUCAACAUUUACCGACUUGUCCUGCGUUUCAAGAGAUCGGGAAGUUGAGAGGGCCUUUUGAUUUGGGACUUAUUCCGAUUGGUGCUUAUGGUAUGUGACUGCUUUUCCAUCUCACCCUCCCAAUCUCCCAUUCUCGUCUCUCAAACAUCAAACUAAUCUCAAAUUUGAUAAAGAACCCCGCCACAUUUUCUCUCCCAUGCACGCCAACCCCUUCGAUUCCGUAAACAUAUUCCUCGACACCAAAUGUCGUCGUGCCAUGGGUAUCCACUGGGGUACCUGGGUCCUGACACCGGAAGCCGUCAUGGAACCGCCUCGAUUAUUGAAGAAGGCUUUAGCAUGGAAGAAAUUACCUGAAACUGGUGUUUUUGACGUUUGUGAUAUUGGAGAAAGUAGGGAGUUUUAGGGUGUCAUUUGGACUGAUUUAAAUUUAUUUUAUUUGAUACACAUUUUCAUCCAUUUGGAUGUAGAUCUUUAAGUCAAUGCCGGAAUACUGAAAUAGAAAUGAAUAAUACUCUGUACAAGUGUUUGUGUUUUGUGGUCAUAUUAAAGUAAGAUGAAUCACCUACACUAGCAGUUAGGAGCCCCGCAUACUUGCUGAUCUCCGGUUUUUGAGGAUGCUGACGCGUAGCCAAAAACAU
Messenger RNA from Sclerotinia trifoliorum, 2452 nucleotides. The record is from the annotation of a GenBank genome assembly. NCBI's taxonomy places the organism in Eukaryota, Fungi, Ascomycota, Leotiomycetes, Helotiales, Sclerotiniaceae.